Molecule: messenger RNA, 237 nt
Organism: Schistosoma guineensis
Lineage: Eukaryota; Metazoa; Platyhelminthes; Trematoda; Strigeidida; Schistosomatidae
Source: the annotation of a GenBank genome assembly
AUGGGAACCUUUAACAGUAAUGUAGGAGCUUUAGUAUCGAGCCAAAAUAUCAGUAUAAAUAAUGUCUGGCAAAAACAGAAGACUUCAAGUUUGGACCACAGUGGGCCAUCUGUACCAACUAUGUUAGCAUACGUUGAUUUUCGUCCAUGGUUUAAAGGGUGGGAUCAACUUGACGUAAAUGAUCAGGACAAAUUGAAGGACCUGGUAACAUUUAAUUCUACUAGUCAAAUCGACUAA